Molecule: messenger RNA, 802 nt
Organism: Somion occarium
Lineage: Eukaryota; Fungi; Basidiomycota; Agaricomycetes; Polyporales; Cerrenaceae
Source: the annotation of a GenBank genome assembly
GAUCUUUCCGGAUUAUGUAUGCUUGUGUGAACGCCACCAUAUGCAUACAUCGGUGAUCGAGGCAUCUACGACCCGUUCGCCCUACUAUUUGGAGAUAACAGUUGACCCGUACCUCCUCCUAAGGUCGCACCAGUAAUCUCUGCACAUCGUUUUCCGUCAUGGAUCGCGAACUUUCCCUCGUUGUAUACCACUCCCCGCUUUUCCCUGCACAUUGGGCUCUCUAUAUACCAAGCAUGACAGAUCCUGCAAUCGGAAAGAUCGUUCAUGUUACCGGCGAUGCACGCAAUGGGUUUGUGCAUGAAUUCAAACGCGGAUAUCUACCCGCGGAUGACGAAAGAGGACAUAGCAUAAUCCCACUCGCCCGCAUUUCUGCCUCACACGUCGUGGACGUUCUUAGCCCGUCUGGAUUGUUGGUGUACACUGCACCAGACGAUAAUCUUUUGGCACUCGCAGUGGAUAACGUUGAGCGAGAGUUGUUGAGCAUUCCUGCACCUGGCAAGAGCCUCAAUGUUGUCGACAGCUUAGGGAGAUCACAGGGAAGAAAGGUUGCUAUCAAGAACUGUCAGACGUGGAUCCGAGAUGCUGUUGAAAGGCUCGUGCAUGCGGGUAUUGUUCCUCAGGAAGCAUUGGGCAUAGUUGACGCAGCGCCUAAGAAUUGACCUCAUUGUUGUCUCGCAGAAUUGCAUCCAAAUUCAUGGUAGUGAUUGCUUUUUCUCGGAACUUCGCAUUGCUACAGUAUUACUCGCACGAAGGUGCGGAUCUCCUGGUUGAAAGUUGCUCAAAUGAAUAACCGUAUUGUCUC